Mollisia scopiformis is the source of this 342-nucleotide messenger RNA. RefSeq lists its product as uncharacterized. The transcript has a single exon. Lineage: Eukaryota; Fungi; Ascomycota; Leotiomycetes; Helotiales; Mollisiaceae. The record is from RefSeq and is a predicted model, not a curated record. The coding region runs from base 108 to 278 and encodes 56 amino acids.
AAUCCUAUCGGCGCCAAGUACGACAGUGCCUGGUAAUUGGUUCCCUCUCUCCAACAUUCAUUUGCAUUUUCGUUCUCGUCUUCCUAGACUUGAGAUCGAUUUAGCAGAUGGCUUGUUUGUACAACACCUCUUCUUCUCAUCGUUUCGCGGUCAUUGUCAUUUGCACCUCAAAUGCUCUGACUUCCUUCCCGCCUUCUUUAAUUUCUCUUGCGUGUUCGUUUGGUGGUAGACAAGACGAAGAAAAAAAAAAGGAUUUUACACGGCAUCUCCGACGGUGAAGGAACCGGCCAUGGCAUAGAAGGCGCAUGGAUGUCUGGAUCUGGGUGCGAGAGGGUAAUAUCU